Messenger RNA from Mustela erminea (ermine), 1541 nucleotides. It is a transcript of the gene UPP1, whose product is annotated as uridine phosphorylase 1. Gene Ontology annotation, cellular component: cytoplasm; cytosol. The coding region runs from base 568 to 1425 and encodes 285 amino acids. The transcript has 7 exons. Gene Ontology annotation, molecular function: uridine phosphorylase activity. The record is from RefSeq and is a predicted model, not a curated record. Gene Ontology annotation, biological process: nucleotide catabolic process; uridine catabolic process. NCBI's taxonomy places the organism in Eukaryota, Metazoa, Chordata, Mammalia, Carnivora, Mustelidae.
UGAAAUGAAUACAGUGACAGCAUCAAGCAAGCUAAAGUCACUGGAAACUGUAUCUAGAAUAGAGAACCAGGUUUUCAAAUAAGGUCUUUGAUGUGUUACUUUAGAACCUUUCAAGAAGUCCACUGAAAGCUGUUCUGGUUCCUUGGGCUACGUGCCCAGUUACUGUGUUUGAAAACCAGUGCUGUUCAUCAGUUCGAGCCUGUUUCCUUCCCCUUCUCUACCUGGAAUCAGAGAGCGAAAAGAAGUUGAAAUAUGUUGAAAUACAUGGCACAGUUGUUGCAAUCACGUCCUGUUUUGUCAGCUCUGACUCCUGCCCGUCCACCCGCGCUCAAUCCCCACUAUGCUCACGACAUCCGGAAAGGGUGUAGGACCCACCCAUGUCAGCAAUACUGUCACUAGAGGAUCUUACAACAUAAGGUGUGAGGUCAGAGCUUUCCUUGCAGCUGCGGGGAGUAUGGGAGUGGAUGAAGAGGCUGAGAGCCACCCAGACCCCAAACCCCAAACCCCAGACCGACUCUGGGCUGCUGUGACCACCUCGUACAGCCCACCAACCCAAAUAUAGCCGCAAUGAAAGAAGACGUCCUGUACCAUUUCAGUCUCAGCACCAGCACACACGACUUCCCCGCAAUGUUCGGAGAUGUGAAGUUCGUGUGUAUUGGGGGAAGCCCUACCCGGAUGGAGGCCUUCGCCAAAUACAUGGCCAAGGAGCUGGGCCUCGACCACCCAGGUGCAGAGUAUCCCAACAUCUGCGGGGGGACGGACCGCUAUGCCAUGUUCAAAGUGGGCCCUGUGCUGUCUGUCAGCCACGGUAUCGGCAUCCCGUCCACCUCCAUCAUGCUGCACGAGCUCAUCAAGCUGCUGUACCACGCCCGCUGCUCCAACGUCACCGUCAUCCGCAUCGGCACAUCCGGUGGCAUCGGUCUGAAGCCUGGCUCCGUGGUCAUCACCCAGCAGGCGGUGGACGCCUCCUUCAAGCCGGUGUUCGAGCAGAUGGUGCUGGGGAAGCCCGUGGUUCAGAGGACGUGUCUGGACGAGAAGGUGGCGCAGGAGCUCAUGCAGUGCGCUUUGGAACUGCUCACAUUCCCCACGGUCCUGGGGAACACCAUGUGCACCUCAGAUUUCUAUGAAGGGCAAGGCCGUCUGGACGGCGCUCUCUGCUCCUACACGGAGGAGGACAAGCAGAAGUACUUGAAGGAGGCCCAGGCGGCGGGCGUCUGCAACAUCGAGAUGGAGUCCUCGGUCGUGGCCGCCAUAUGUGGCGCGUGUAACAUCCCAGUGGCCGUGGUGUGUGUCACUCUGCUCGACCGCCUGGAGGGUGACCAGGUCAGCAGCCCCCACGAGGUGCUGGUCGAGUACCAGGAGCGACCACAGCGCCUGGUGAGCCACUUCAUCAAGAAGCGCCUGGCCGCCGCCCAGAGCCCCUGAGGCUCGGAAGGUGCAGGUUGUCGUGGCCGCAGACAGUCACCGUGGAGCACCGGGCUGGCUCAGUCCUGAGAGCCGGGGACGUGGGAGAGCUGUAGGUCCCGAGUUUGAGCCCUGCA